This is a messenger RNA of Sebastes umbrosus (honeycomb rockfish), 430 nucleotides long. RefSeq names its product FKBP-type peptidyl-prolyl cis-trans isomerase SlyD. The transcript is spliced from 6 exons. The record is from RefSeq and is a predicted model, not a curated record. The coding region runs from base 65 to 346 and encodes 93 amino acids. Lineage: Eukaryota; Metazoa; Chordata; Actinopteri; Perciformes; Sebastidae.
AUUUUGAUUUCUGCACAAGGAAGACUUUCUGACUGUAGACUACUGCACUUGUCAACAAGACAAAAUGAGUGAUUGCAAAGAUAAAAAGUGCAAGAAGGGAGAGGGGAAUGAGAGGGGACAAUGCCCAGAAGAAAGCGGAGAAUGUGGAGAGGGAGGACAGGGAAACAAAGGACACAAACAUGAACACAAACAUGGAGACGAACAUGGACACAAAGAUGAACAUGGACAUGAUCAUGGUGAUCAUGAUCAUGAAGAAGAUGAAAAAGGAUGUCACGGUGGUGGUCGCGGUGGUUGUCGCGGUGGUGGUCGCGGUGGUGGUCGCGGUGGUCGUGGUGGAGGUAAAUGAUGAAGAAAUCCUUGAACCACCAUUCUGUGAUAAUGAUGUAAAGAAUGAAAUACAUCUCUAAUAAACUAAUCAAGAAAAAAGCAA